GGCGGCCGGCGGCGCGCGCCGGUGCGACGUCAACGCAGCUCGCUAAGCUCCCCGGACCUGUCUUCCGCGGCCGGGCCAGGGCAGAGUCUUCCCAGGGCCCGGUUCGGACAGUUUGCUGAGUCCCUUUGCGUCCGCCAUGGACAACUCCGGGAAGGAAGCGGAGGCGAUAGCGCUACUGGCCGAAGCGGAGCGCAAGGUGAAGAACUCGCAGUCCUUCUUUUCUGGCCUCUUUGGAGGCUCAUCCAAAAUAGAGGAAGCAUGCGAAAUCUACGCCAGAGCAGCAAACAUGUUCAAAAUGGCCAAAAACUGGAGUGCUGCCGGAAACGCUUUUUGCCAGGCGGCCCAGCUGCACCUGCAGCUCCAGAGCAAGCAUGAUGCUGCCACCUGUUUUGUGGAUGCUGGCAAUGCCUUCAAGAAGGCAGAUCCCCAAGAGGCCAUUAACUGUCUGAUGAGAGCAAUCGAGAUUUACACGGACAUGGGCCGAUUCACCAUCGCAGCCAAGCAUCACAUAUCCAUCGCCGAGAUCUACGAGACAGAGCUGGUGGACAUUGAGAAGGCCAUAGCCCACUACGAGCAGGCUGCAGACUACUACAAAGGGGAGGAGUCCAACAGCUCAGCCAACAAGUGUCUGCUGAAGGUGGCCGGCUAUGCUGCACAGCUGGAGCAGUACCAGAAAGCCGUGGACAUCUAUGAACAGGUGGGGACCAAUGCCAUGGACAGCCCCCUCCUCAAGUACAGCGCCAAGGACUACUUCUUCAAGGCGGCCCUCUGCCACUUCUGCAUCGACAUGCUCAAUGCCAAGCUGGCUGUCCAGAAGUAUGAGGAGCUCUUCCCCGCCUUCUCCGAUUCCCGCGAGUGCAAGCUGAUGAAAAAAUUACUGGAAGCCCAUGAGGAGCAGAACGUGGACAGCUACACCGAGGCGGUGAAGGAGUACGAUGCCAUCUCACGGCUGGACCAGUGGCUCACCACCAUGCUGCUGCGCAUCAAGAAGACGAUCCAGGGUGAUGAGGAGGACCUGCGCUAGGCCCCACCCAGCUGAGGUGGCUGUCUUCCUGCCCUCUGCUCCCCCCGGCCCCACACCCUCCAGUGAGGAUCAGGGCGCAUGCAGGGAGAGGCGGGGCCUGAGGCCUUGGCUCAGACCUCUCCUCCCCGUCCCACCGCCCCACCGAGGGGUCUUGCAGACCAAAGCUGUGGCCGUGUGGGCUCAGCACAGAGGCCCGACCUGCUGGCCGGACAGUCACCCUCUGUCUCCGCUUCACCCCUCGCCUUUUGCCCAUUUAUUUAAGCCCCCAAGGUGCCCUUUUCCACCUCUCAAAAAACCAGCUGUAUAGAAUCUUUGAUGAAGACCUGUUUGCUGUGGGUGCUGCUGGGGCCUGGGGUCAGCAUCUGGCCCCUUGUCUCUAGACCAGCUGAGUGGUGAGGCUAGUGUCCAUCUUCCUGUGUCCUCCAGCUGAGCUCUGAGCACUCUAGCCGCUGCUAGCUUCUCCCCCUGCCGGGGUGGACUCCUGCCCCCAGCAUGGGAGCUCCCCAGCCUCCUGCAGCCCCGGCCUCUCAGGUUAGACGCCAGCCCUGGAGCUCAGAGGGUCAUCCCUGUACCCACCCCCCAGCUGCUCCUUCCCUAAUGCUUUGAAAUUCUGUCAGCCGGAAGCUGCAGCUGGCCCAAGAAAGAAAAUAAAAAACAACACUUUUGCAUGAGUCUCUUCA
Messenger RNA from Loxodonta africana (African savanna elephant), 1704 nucleotides. It is a transcript of the gene NAPA, whose product is annotated as NSF attachment protein alpha. Gene Ontology annotation, molecular function: syntaxin binding; soluble NSF attachment protein activity. The transcript has 11 exons. The record is from RefSeq and is a predicted model, not a curated record. Gene Ontology annotation, biological process: regulation of synaptic vesicle priming; synaptic transmission, glutamatergic; SNARE complex disassembly. Gene Ontology annotation, cellular component: synaptobrevin 2-SNAP-25-syntaxin-1a complex; terminal bouton; vacuolar membrane. Bases 137 to 1024 code for a protein of 295 amino acids. Lineage: Eukaryota; Metazoa; Chordata; Mammalia; Proboscidea; Elephantidae.